AUGGUGAGUGUAUCAAAAAUGCUAUCAACAAUUUCCAAGAAAAUAAUCAAACCUUCCUCUCCCACCCCAUCUACUCAAAGAUGUCACAAACUUUCCCUUUUAGAUCAAAGGCCUUACAAUUAUAUGCCCCUUGUUUUUUUCUACCCCAAACAUCAAGUAGCUACUAUCCCAAAUGGACCUAAACAACUACCAAAUCUUUUAGCUAACUCUGUGUCAAAAACUUUAACUUGUUACUAUCCUUGGGCUGGAAGUCUAAAAGACAAUGCCACUAUUGAUUGUGAUGAUAGUGGAGUUGAGUUCUUUGAAGUUCAAAUCAGUUCUCAAAUGGAUAAAGUUAUCCAUCAUCCAAAUUCAAAUAUCAAAGAAUUGACAUUUCGUCAAGUGGGAGAUGCAUGUAGUGCUUACUAUUUUUUGAGAGAUUGGGCUGCACUAACUCGAAAUCCAAACGCAAAAAUAUCUCCAUAUUUUGCUGAGGAUUCCCUAUUUCCAUCACCAUUCGAUGGUCCUUUGGUUGCAUCUGUUAUCGAGUCGAAAAACAAGGAUUGUAUCCAAAAGAGGUUUGUUUUCUCUGACUCGAAAUUAAGUGCUCUCAAAGCCUAUAUUGCUGAUGAAUCAGGACUUCAAAAUCCAACAAGGAGCGAGGUCGUGAAUGCACUUCUCUACAAAUGUGCUGCCUUUGCUGUAAGUGGUAGCUCGGGUUCAUUUCAGCGAUCUCAGUUGAUCCAAUACUCAAAUCUUCGAGAAAGAAUUUCACCUCCGCUACCACCAAGCACCAUAGGGAAUAUUCUCACUGUCUUUUCUACACCAAUAUAUAACAACGAACGAGACCUCAGGUUGCCAAAAUUAGUACGAGAUAUAAGAAAGUACAAAAACAACCUCUCCAGCAAAAAUAAUCUCGAAGAAAAUGAGUGGGUUGUAGAGAUGCUAGAUGCAUAUAGAACAGGAAAAGAGUUAUUCAACCAAAGGAAUUGUGAUGUGUACCUUUGUAGUAGUACAUUAAUGUACGAAUACGAGAAACUAGAUUUUGGAUGGGGGAGACCUGCUAAAGGAAGUCUAGGAAAUGUUGGUCAAUUUAGCAAGAACUUUAUCUUGAUGAAUACUCCAGAUAGAGGAGUGGAAGCGUUCGUCAACUUGAACGAGCAAGAAAUGUGUUUGUUCGACAAGGACAAGGACCUUCUUGAAUUUCCUACUCCUAUUGAUCGGGAUAAUUUGAACUAA
Molecule: messenger RNA, 1218 nt
Organism: Nicotiana tabacum (common tobacco)
Lineage: Eukaryota; Viridiplantae; Streptophyta; Magnoliopsida; Solanales; Solanaceae
Product: acyltransferase Pun1-like
Source: RefSeq, a predicted model, not a curated record